This is a messenger RNA of Hermetia illucens (black soldier fly), 2905 nucleotides long. RefSeq lists its product as uncharacterized. The transcript is spliced from 13 exons. Bases 383 to 2083 code for a protein of 566 amino acids. Gene Ontology annotation, biological process: protein localization to cell surface; synaptic transmission, cholinergic. The record is from RefSeq and is a predicted model, not a curated record. NCBI's taxonomy places the organism in Eukaryota, Metazoa, Arthropoda, Insecta, Diptera, Stratiomyidae. Gene Ontology annotation, cellular component: neuron projection; neuronal cell body; intracellular membrane-bounded organelle.
UCGCCAACUUUCGCCAGUACGAAAGCUCUCUGUGACGAAAAAUGUAUCUUAUUUUAUUAAAGUGGAAAAAAGAUUUCUGUGACGACGACACUCAGUUUAUAAACAUAAAAUUUUAAGCAUUUUUGUAAAUCAAAGUUUCUGAGGAUUCAAAUAAAUACUGCGAAAACUUAAUGGCGAAAUAAAAUACUCGGAAUAAAGUGAUUUUUAUAUUAAAAAUCAUGCAAAAUUAAAUGAAACAAAACUUCUCAUCGAAACCAAAUAGUCUAAAUGUAGUGAGAGUGAAAGUGUGACUUUCUAAAAGUUUUUAUUAAUGAAAUUUACUGAAUUUAUCAGUUAGUGAAGUUCUAGUGAACGAAAAUACAGGAAAUACAAAUAAGGAAAUAUGCGGAACACACCUGCUACAACUCAUCAGAUGGAUCCUCCCGGCAUUGGACCGAAGAAAACUUUCUUCGUGCUAAUGACCGUCGUUGGAUGCAUUGCGAUACUAUGGCCAAAAGUUUUCUACCCGAUGAUGAUGGGAAGCGGUACACCAAAGCAACCGGCGCUGAAAGGACAUCACGGAACAGUGUCAUGUUGUGAUGUUGUUCUUGACAGGGAUAAUUUCCUGAAUUUAUCCAAGUCGCUUGGAGACCAAGCUUAUAGAAAGCAACUCGAUUAUCGUAUUGCUCAGAUGAGCUUACGUCAAGAACGUCCUCCUCAUUUACGAAAAGAAGGAGUCCAUCCUGCCAUGCUGGAAAAAGGACGAGCUAUCCCCAGUACGCAGACCGUUCCUGUAGUUAGCAGGCCCACUAAAUCUGCACCAAUAAUGGUUGAAGGUCGGCCAGGACCGAUUCCGGGGCUGAGACCACCACUUGGAGCCGGAUCAGUUCAUAAAGCACAACCGAAGAGCAACAGUAUGAGUUUCAUAAUGCCAUUGUACACAAUUGGGAUUAUUGCAUUCUUCGUGUACACCAUAAUGAAGUUGCUGUUCAAAAAACCUGUUGUCAAUUCUCCUUACGGGCCAGCGAGGGGAGAUCCGAAUUUCCGCAAAGAGGUGUUUGGUCAAGAUCAACUUCACAUCAACAGACCGGACGACGGCACAACAAAGCUAGCGUGGAAGGAUCACGAGACAAGGACUAACCAUCAGCAAAUGCACGCAAGUUGUAACUGUGAUCAAAUGCAUGUAAAUGGUGCCAUCUCAUCAUCAACAUCUAACAAGCAACAUCGACAUCACAGUCUAGCAGAAACGGAGCAGGAGACGAUCAACAAUAACCGCGCAAGUGAUAAUUCGAGUAUUAAACAAUCGAACGGAAAAGUUGUCCGGGAUCGAGAUCAAUUGAUGGAAAUUGAGAAAUUGCGAAAGAAGUUAGAAGAUACUGAGCAAGCAAUGGCGAAAUUAAUAGCUGAAAUGGGUUGUGAUCCUUACAAGGCAAAGGAUGAAACAGAACAUACUUCCGCUACAUCAAACCUUGCCAACGGUCACACAAAACCCGAAAGUAAUGGAGAUUUAGAGAAAACCGAUGAUGAGAAAGCUGCGAAACCCAGUGAAAAUCAAGAAUUAGCUGAAGAAUCUAAUGAAACCCUAGACCCUGUAGAUCAAGUUGAAAAUGAAAACGACGGUAAAGGACAAAUCGACGCCAGCAAACCUGAGCACCAUCAGGAACGAACUGUUCAGGUUCUUGGUAUGGAACUGACCGCUAGUUGUGAGGGUGGUCAAAAGUGGGCACGCCCUCCAACUCCAAUAUUUUCACAUCGACCGCAAAGUCCUGUUGAAGAGGAAUCUGAAAAGGCGGAAUCAAUAUUUUUAGAAGGUGCACUACCACGAGAAUCUCAAAUACUUGUAGCAGAUUCCGAAACACGAACCGAGAAUGUUGUAGACGAACAUUUAAAUGGCAGCCCUGAUGAACCUGCGGUUGUCCUAAGUAGUAAAAUGACUUUAUCAUUGAUUAACCUGAAUUCUGGCGAAGAACAAGAGAACGCAUCAACUGAAAACGAUAGUCCUAUCGGUGAAGACAUAGAAAUAAUAAAUGGCGCGGAAAAGGAAAGCAACGACACAGAUGAAUCAGAUCAGAAGGAGAGUGACGAAGCCAAGAAAGUCAACUGAUUAAGUCCCACUUUUCAUACCGAGUCCUCGAAACCUAAUGCAAUGCAAGACUAAUCCAUGACCGACCGUAAAGAAAAAAUACCCAAACAGGAAGUACGUUCAAUGUUGCCAAAGAGAAUGUUGCAUAUUUUAAACGUAAAACUGCAUACUAUAAAGCAGUGUCUACAUUAUUUGAAUGAUGCACGAACACAUAACUAGAUAUGAUAAACCGUAAUUGUAACUUGGAAUUUAUUUACCAUUGCCCCUAAUAUAAUUAUAAUUUAUUUAUUUUAUAUUAUACAUAAUGGAUGAGCUCUAUCCACAAAUGAUAGGAAUAUUAUGUAUGUGCAGUAAUACCCACUAAUAAUGCGUGUAUUGUAUGGUGUAUAGUUUUCUGCUCAAAAGGAUAUUUGACUUGAACCCCUCAAUGUCAUUGUUCAGAAUUUCAAUCUAGUGAGGAUUCUUAGGUGUCUGCGUGUAAACGUUAGUAAUAAUUUGACUGAAUAUUUAGGCAUUUUAUUUCUCUUCCUUUAGUUUAAUCGAAGCAAUACUUCAGAGUUUAAAUAUAAAACUAUAUUCAUUAAAUCGUUAUGAUCAUUUUUGGUUUCGCUUUUAUACUUAGUAUUAGUCAGGUAUCAUUUUUAGUUCCGUAGCAAAUAACAAUGAUGUGGAAUUCAUGUUAUUCAAGUUAUAAAAAAGGUGUUUCUAUUGGAGAGAGGAACAAGGAGAAAUCAGAUCAACUUCAUAUUUUAUAUAAUCAUAUAAACAUUUAAGUCCGAGAGAACAAAUACUGUGCCGCGGCACUAAUAUUGAACAUUAUGUUUAAUAAAAUUGGGAAAAAAA